Messenger RNA from Exophiala dermatitidis NIH/UT8656, 906 nucleotides. RefSeq lists its product as uncharacterized. The transcript has a single exon. The record is from RefSeq and is a predicted model, not a curated record. NCBI's taxonomy places the organism in Eukaryota, Fungi, Ascomycota, Eurotiomycetes, Chaetothyriales, Herpotrichiellaceae. Bases 1 to 906 code for a protein of 301 amino acids. Gene Ontology annotation, cellular component: mitochondrion.
AUGGCGGUCCCGAGGCCGCUAAUAAAUCUCAUAUCAAACACCAGCCGAAGCUGGACCUGGACCUGUAUCUCGUGCCUCGUGCGCACGCGACUUGAACCUGAUGGUCCACGGACAACUCGUCGUCGCAUAAGCAGCUCUGCACGCGAUCCUGACCUCAGAGGACGAGCUUCAAACGACAGCAGCAACAGCAGCACAGGACAAGCGCUGCCCAGACAGCAACUCAGAUCCUUCCACGGCAGCAGUCAGACUUCCCACAAACCAGUCGACCACCACCGACAAGCCGUGCCCCUAGGCGACUUCUACACCGAACUCCUGAGCUCACCUCUCCCGAAAGGGUCCGAAGCAGACACCACCUCGUUACCAGAAUGGGUGCCCAAGGGUGACAAGACCCGAGAAGAAAGAGCGAAACAAAUCUUCGGCGCACUUCGAGGCUCGGGGUAUGAGCGAAGGCUACCGGAGAUUCCAGAGAGCAAAUGGAGGACCAUCAACGGUGUUCCGGUUCCUCCUCGGCCCCUCGAGCCCGACAAUUGCUGUAUGAGCGGAUGUGUGCAUUGCGUGUGGGACGACUAUCGCGACGAUUUGGAGGAAUGGGCAGCGCGGGUUAAAGAGGCGCAAGCAAAGGCGCAGAAGAAGUCAACGCUCUCUGAGCCAAAGAUUCAAGUCAAUAGACCCGAAGUCCAUGCUGCUUCUAGUAGUAUGGAUGACGAUGGGGGUGGGAGCGAAGGUCUUUGGACGACACCGUCUUCGCGUUCGUCGGCAUCAUCUUCUUCUACUCCGAUUAUUGAUGAGGAUUUGAUUUUUGAGGGUAUCCCCGUUGGGAUUCGCGAGUUUAUGAAUACGGAGAAGAAGAUUCGUGAGAGGAAACGGGCUAGACGGGAGAAAGGGCUUAAUGUUGAUGAUUAUUGA